UUUCAUUCCCAACAGUUAUGAUUCAGAAUUCAAUCACUAUGGACGGCUUUGUAUCAGCAAUUGUUUUGGCAGUAUUCGCUCUGAUCUUCUACGAAAUCUACCUUCGAACGCGGCCAAGCUACCGAGCGGCUGCCCAGUUUCCCGGUUCCAAAGUGUUUCCAAUCGUCCAGAACAUCUUCACCGUAUUAUUUAUGAGCCAGACUCGGGCGUUUGCAAACGCGCGAAAAUUGGCAAAUGCCUACAACAAUCAGAGUUAUCGUACGCUGGUAGCAGGAAUUCUAAUCGUUGAGGCCACCCACCACAAGGACGUCGAAAUGUUGCUUUCCAGCUCCCGGUUGAUCACCAAGAGUCCGUUCUACCGGUUGACUUAUCCGUUCAUAGGGAUAGGUCUCCUCAACAGCACAGGAGAAAAAUGGCACCAGCGGAGGAAAAUUCUAACGCCUACGUUUCACUUCAAUAUUUUGGAAGGCUUUUUACAAAUUUUUCACGAGGAAUGCCGAAGACUAGUGGUGCAGUUGGAAGAAGAUGCAGCGCAGGGGUGCACAACGGUGCUGCAAAAGUUGUUUAGCACAGUCACAUUGAAUACAAUCUGUGAAACCGCAAUGGGUAUAAAGUUGGAUAAGUCAGAAAAAUCAGAAGUGUACAAGAGUAACAUUCAAGAUGUUGGAAAAAUUAUCCAGCUGCAAAUGAUGAACCCGCUGCUUCAUGUUGGCUGGAUCUUCAGGAUGAUAGGUUACAAAUCAAAAUUUGAUAAGAUUCUUCAACCUAUCCAUGCCUUUACCAAAAGCAUUAUUCAACAUCGCAGAGAUGCCUUUCAUGCAUUCGGAAGCGAUGUAGACUCCCUCUCGGAGGAGAACGUGCACAUGAACGUCAAGCAACGCUACGCCAUGCUGGAUAGUCUCCUUUUGGCGGAAGCCCAGCAGAGAAUAGACGCCAAAGGAAUUCGUGAAGAGGUCGACACAUUUACCUUCGAAGGACACGAUACAACAGCUAGUGCUUUGGUGUUUCUCUUUCUAGUGAUUGCCAACGAAAACACCGUUCAAGAACGUUUGUACGAGGAAAUUCAGUGCAUGUUUAAGAGCCGACCAAAUCCAACGAUGCAGAGCUACAGUGAUCUGAAGUACAUGGACAGGGUUAUCAAGGAAUCUCUUCGCAUCUAUCCACCGGUGCCGUUCAUUUCCCGUCUGGUCACCGAAGAUGUGCAGUGUAAUGGAAAAGUCAUCCCAAAGGGUUCCUUUAUGAAUGUGCAUAUCUACGAUUUGCACCGGGAUCCGGAGCAAUUUUCCGAUCCGGAACGAUUCGAUCCGGAUCGAUUCCUGCCGGAAUCGGUUCAACGCAGAAAUCCGUACGCAUAUGUUCCAUUCAGUGCUGGUUUGAGAAAUUGUAUAGGUGAGUAA
This is a messenger RNA of Armigeres subalbatus, 1397 nucleotides long. Its product is annotated as probable cytochrome P450 4ac1. NCBI's taxonomy places the organism in Eukaryota, Metazoa, Arthropoda, Insecta, Diptera, Culicidae. The record is from RefSeq and is a predicted model, not a curated record. The transcript is spliced from 2 exons. Bases 18 to 1397 code for a protein of 459 amino acids. Gene Ontology annotation, molecular function: heme binding; monooxygenase activity; oxidoreductase activity, acting on paired donors, with incorporation or reduction of molecular oxygen.